Nannospalax galili (Upper Galilee mountains blind mole rat) is the source of this 2277-nucleotide messenger RNA. It is a transcript of the gene Sgcg, whose product is annotated as sarcoglycan gamma. The transcript is spliced from 8 exons. Gene Ontology annotation, biological process: heart contraction; cardiac muscle tissue development. The coding region runs from base 139 to 1014 and encodes 291 amino acids. Lineage: Eukaryota; Metazoa; Chordata; Mammalia; Rodentia; Spalacidae. The record is from RefSeq and is a predicted model, not a curated record. Gene Ontology annotation, cellular component: sarcolemma; sarcoglycan complex.
CUUUUCUUCAGGACAGAGUUGGUGAAGUGAGACUUCAUCCUCACCCUGUAAGUAAUGCGCAAGUUUGGAACUUUUCAUCUCCAUCUGAGCUCAUCCCACUUGUAGGUAACUCACCAGUGUGUUUUCCAAAUCUCUAAGAUGGUGCGUGAACAGUACACAACGGUCACGGAGGGCACCCACAUAGAGAGGCCAGAGAGCCAGCACGUCUACAAGAUUGGGAUCUAUGGCUGGAGGAAGCGCUGCCUCUACUUAUUUGUUCUUCUCCUGCUCAUCAUCCUGGUUGUGAAUCUUGCUCUUACAAUCUGGAUUCUUAAAGUGAUGUGGUUUUCUCCAAUAGGAAUGGGACACUUGCAUGUUACAAAAGAUGGACUUCGCCUGGAAGGAGAAUCAGAAUUUCUGUUUCCAUUGUAUGUCAAAGAAAUACGUUCCAGAAUGGACUCAUCUCUGCUUCUACAGUCGACUCAGAAUGUGACCGUCAGUGCUCGCAACACAGAAGGGGAGGUCACAGGCAGAUUAAAAGUGGGCCCCCAAAUGGUAGACGUCCAGAGCCAGCAGUUUCAGAUUAGUUCUGAAGAUGGCAAGCCGCUAUUCACCGCUGAGGAGGAGAAAGUCAUGAUUGGCACAGGCAGACUGAGGGUAACGGGGCCAGAAGGAGCUCUUUUUGAACACUCGGUGGAGACCCCCUUUGUCACAGCAAACCCAUAUCAAGACCUUAGGUUAGAAUCUCCAACUCGGAGUCUAAGCAUGGAUGCCCCAAGGGGGGUUCACAUUAAAGCUCAUGCUGGAAAAAUCAAGGCCCUUUCUCAAAUGGACAUCAUCUUGCAGAGCAGCGAUGGAGCACUGGUCCUUGAUGCUGAAACUGUGGGUUUGCCCAAGUUGAUACAGGGGACCCAGGGUCCCUCUGGCAGCGCUCAGGGAUUUUAUGAAAUCUGUGUCUGUCCUGAUGGAAAGCUAUACCUGUCUACAGCUGGUGAGGCCACCACUUGUGAGGAACACAGUCGCAUCUGUCUCUGAUGGCUGCCUCUUCUGCAGAGCACCUGUGUUGUCCCAGUGAGCUGAGAGGUGUGGCUACUCUCUUCAUACUCUGGGCAGUUGGACACCCUUCACAAGCAAAAGGAGAUAGGGUGGGAGUGCAAGGACAUACUUGCAAAGCACUCAGCAGGGGAAAACAUGCCAAUGGAACUUAUGGCUCAAAGACCGGAUUUCAAAAUAGCACAUGGGUGUCAAACACAAAUGUCAAGGGUUUUUUUACCUUCCUAGCCUCCCUCUCCAUCUCUCCUGUUGAACUGCUAUGUGGAAGCAAUUUAUAAUACUCAACAGAAGUCAUCUAUCUCCUCACAAAACUAGGGCUGACUGGUCGAUCCUAAAGUGUCCCACCUGUGCCAUACUUUUCUUUAUACUAGUUCUCCAUUCAAUUGAGUAGAGUGUGUGAGGUCUCACCAAAACAACAAACCUCUUCAGGUCUUGAAGGGAACUUGAAGUUGAUCUGAUUUUCAAUAUGUACUUAAGGGAAGAAAUUACACUACAUACCAAUGAGCAAUAAAAUAAACCAUCAUUUUGGAGAACAGAGUUUAGGAGUAUCUUACUUUCCUCAGUGUUCACAACAACUCUUUUGAGGUGGGUAUUAUUUUUCCUCAAAUUAUUUGUGAAAAAGACUCAAACUAGUCAGCCAUAAGGCACAAGACCCCAGGUAAUUACUGAAAUCAACCCAAAAUGUGUUCCUAAAGCUGCGUUAUUAUUUUCACUUAGAAAAACUUUGAUACAUUCAUUCCACUCAACAGCUGUAUGUAUAGAGGUAUGAUGUUAAUUUGACAAAUGAAUAAACUGAAACCCAAAGCUUUUUAAUCUAUCAGGAUCUCAUUGCUGAAAGUGCUGAACACCCUGCCUGCCGAGCUUGCUUCCACAAAACAGAGAAAGGCUAGAUGCAGCUCACAGGAGACUUUUGUAGUGUGUAAAUGUUGGUAAAAAUAAAACAAGACACAACCUAGGUUUUUGUGGAGGCCAUUCAGUGACUAUAAAGAUGCACAUCAUAAAAAAUGAUGAAAAUUGCUUGCUUUGUUUUUACCAAUUUUAGAAGAAGCUCCUAUCACUUAAGAUGGUGUGAGUCCAGCUAGCCUGCAGCUUCUUGCCCAUAGGAUCUGUAAAACUAACAGGUCACGCUCAUCUUGUCCUCUCAAGCAGGAGAAAGAAGAAAGUGAACUCUUUGAUGCUGUUUUGGUAAGGUGUACAUCUACUGCAGCUCACUGACAAAGCUCUCUUUUCAGUGGUAACACAUAA